Messenger RNA from Nerophis lumbriciformis (worm pipefish), 768 nucleotides. RefSeq lists its product as uncharacterized. The record is from RefSeq and is a predicted model, not a curated record. NCBI's taxonomy places the organism in Eukaryota, Metazoa, Chordata, Actinopteri, Syngnathiformes, Syngnathidae.
GCAACAAAGUGACACAGGAACAAAAGGGUGAGCAAGACUUUUAGGUAGCCCAGAGAGAACUUAAGAGAGAGAGAAGCAGUGGGAGUUUCAGUUGGCUUCAAGCGGGCAAUGACUUCGCAGCGCUACCUCACCGUGUACAGGGAACAGUUUGCCUCGCCCGGGCGGGUGGAGCGAACGCCACUUCGACCGACUUCUGCCCACAGGAGGAACAACCCUCAGCCAAAGCCGGAUUUUCUUUUUCCACGUAAUCUAAAGACCUGUACCAAACCAUGGCACAGACCCCUUCAACCUACAUGUCCCGUGUUCACUGGCCGUCCCUUCCUCCCCCCUGUCAGGCUUUUGUCAUCCUAUAGUCCGGUCAAGACUUGUCCCGUCGACGCUGCGGGCCCGAGGAGACCCCAACACAUGCCCGCCAUAAACCCACCCGCAGUGCAAGACCUGCAGAAACAACCAUUCCCCGCCUGUGUCCAGGUCCACUCAGCGAGGAAACAUGGAGGCCUACAUCCGUGGAAAAAAUCCGAUAUUCGUGAUAGUCUUCCAGCUCAGCAAACAACAUCGAGCUGUUUCCACGUGGUGAAGCCCCGCCAGGCGGCUCGUUACGUCAUCCACCCACAGUUCGUCUCAGAGCCCCGCCAUUGAGACCAUAGCAAGAGGAGCUGCGUUGAAGAAUCCUUCAACAAUCUAAUGGUUUAGUCCUAACCCACUGAAGAUGAAUCAUGUGCAGUGAAUUAUUUGGUAAUUAUGUUUGCUUACUCCCUAACAUGAAUA